Acanthosepion pharaonis is the source of this 1293-nucleotide messenger RNA. The record is from the annotation of a GenBank genome assembly. Lineage: Eukaryota; Metazoa; Mollusca; Cephalopoda; Sepiida; Sepiidae.
AUGAAGAAAAGAUCAGCGUCGUAUUCGACAGUCAGUUAUGUCAGGGGAUAUCAUUUAAUAGCAAGCUAUCACGAAUCUAUCUGUCUAUCUAUCUAUCUAUCUAUCUAUCUAUCUGUUCAUAUCUAUCUAUCAAUCUAUCUAUCUAUCUAUUUCGAUCUCUUCAAAACUAUCUAUCUAUUUCGGUCUCUUCAAAUCUAUCUAUCUAUCUAUCUAUUUCGGUCUCUUCAAAUCUAUCUAUCCAUCUCUCUAUCUAUUUCGGUCUCUUCAAAUCUAUCAUCUAUCUAUCUCAUUCAUCUAUCUAUCUAUUUCGGUAUCUCAAUCUAUCAUUAUCUGUCUAUCUAUCCUCUCAAAAAUCUAUCUAUCUAUCUAUCUAUCUAUCCAUUUCUAUCUCUUCAAAUCUAUCUAUCUAUCUAUCUAUCUCGGUCUUCAACCUAUUAUCUAUCUAUCUAUCUAUCUAUCUAUCUAUCUAUCUAUCUAUAUUCUGCUACCUUAUACAUAUCUAUCUAUCUAUAUACAUAUAUGAGUUCAUAUCUCACUAUCUUUCAUUAUGUCUCUCGCUACGACCGCAGACAACUCUUUCACUCAUUUGUAUUUAUUCGUUCUUUCUUUUUUUCAUUCAUUCAUUCUUUCAUUCCUUCUUUCUUUCUUUCAUCGUCCUUUAUUCAUUCGUUCUUUCUUUCAUUCAUUCAUUCUUUCAUUCCUUCUUUGAUUCGUUCUUUCUUUCUUUCAUUCAUUCGUCCUUUAUUCAUUCGUUCUUUCUUUCUUUCAUUCAUUCAUUCUUUCAUUCCUUCUUUUUUUCUUUCUUUCAUUCAUCCUUUAUUCAUUCCUUCUUACUUUCUUUUCAUUCAUUCAUUCUUUUAUUCCUUCUUUCUUUCAUUCAUUCAUUCUUUCAUUCCUUCUUUCUUUCUUUCAUUCAUCCUUUAUUCAUUCCUUCUUUCUUUUUUUCAUUCAUUCAUUCUUUCAUUCCUUCUUUCUUUAUUCAUUCAUUCUUUUAUUGAUUCUUUCUUUCUUUCAUUCAUUCAUUCUUUCAUUCCUUCUUUCUUUCUUCCAUUCAUUCUUUUAUUCUUUCAUUCAUUCAUUCCUUCAUUCCUUCUUUCUUUCAUUCGUCCUUUAUUCAUCCCUUCUUUCAUUCAUUCAUUCUUUCAUUCCUUUUUUCUUUCUUUCGUUCUUUCUUUCACUCAUUCUUUAUUUCUUCUUUCUUUCUUUCUUUCUUUCCUUCUUACUUUCAUUCAAUCAUUCAUUCUUUAUUUCUUCAUGUUAAAACACCUGUUCCCGAACGUGCGCCGAAGUUAA